Molecule: messenger RNA, 1924 nt
Organism: Tigriopus californicus
Lineage: Eukaryota; Metazoa; Arthropoda; Copepoda; Harpacticoida; Harpacticidae
Exons: 2
Coding region: 269-1744 (491 amino acids)
Cellular component (GO): plasma membrane
Source: RefSeq, a predicted model, not a curated record
UUGUCAGUGUGGGACCAAGAUAGAAGUUAUCAAAUCUCGAAUCCCGUACACCACCGAUAUGCCUCCUUUUGUUGAUCAAAUAUUAACAACGCGAUUUAAUUAGUUCAAGAUACGGACAUGACUGGCUAAUGACUACUUAUAAUCAACCCGUUUAUUAUCCUUUUCAAACAGAUGGACCCAACACUAUGGUUACAAGUUUGAGCAAGAUGCGAUCAACCUUCGUCAGGGCAAUUAUGACGACAUUGAAAACAGCGAAAUCACCCAGACAAUGCUGACUGACAAAUAUGCCAUGUUAAUCAAAACUGACGUUUCUCUUGAUGAGUGCACGAGGUUGUGCUUUUUUGGAUCAGCUUGCGACAUGUUCGAAUUUGACUUUGACACAAGGGAAUGUGUUUUGACGCCACAUAAAGCUCUGAAGCCGCAUCCCUGGCACGAGAUUACAAGGAAAGUGGAUGGAGAUGUGGCUCUUUUUAUACUACAUUGUUCCACCUCGUCUGAAAAUGUCCUCGAUAACCAUAAUUGGAUCGAGGCUCAAAACAAUGACGGAUGGGAUAUUGACAACGGAUGCCGUAGUUGGAUGAUAGCCAAGAACGGUGGUCGCUACCGAACCCGAGAGCUCAUCGCCAAUGGAUUUUUUCACUGGCUUCGCGUUCUUUGUGACUCUGGGACGCAGUUCAAAUUGCAAGCCCAAAUGAGUGAAGACAGACUGCCUCUAGGGAUCGACAUGGAAUACUUGAGAACUACUGAAACAGGAGGAUUCUUCCGCACUUGGACCAGGAUCCUAUCUAGCAGUCACGAAAAUUACAAGCCACGGCCAGGGGUGGAAGGCAAAGUGAUGGUCAAAGCGGGCUCAUCAGAAGGAAAAGAGAUCAUAAAGGAAGAGACCUAUAACUUCGAGGACCAUUUUGAAUACUUUGAUGAAGCCCAUCUGAAAGUGGACAACGUCCAAUUCCAAGUCCAGACAACGGCCAUGGCUACAAAUCAGACUUUCGAACUCACACAGUUGGAGUUUGUUAUCGAUUUGCCUAUUCGAAUUGGUUGCUUCAAUGUAUCUUCUGGAACGUUGGAUUCCACUCCAUCCGUGACCUCUGAUCAAACACCAUCCAAGUGCUUAACAUCUUGCAUGAAGAAAAACCCAUUGGAUCCACCGAGGUUUGCUGGCUUAACCAACGGCGAAGAGUGCCAUUGCUUUGGUCGAAUGCCUUUGGAACAACUCACAUCCUUGCCCGAGGAAAAGUGUUCCAAAUCGUGCCUUGGGGAUUCCAACCAAUUCUGCGGCGGAGAUGCCACGUUCAGCUUUUUUGUGGCCACUUGUCCCAUGGGUCAAAAGCGCUUCGGCGAUCAUUGCUACCAACAACUGGACAUUGAGCAGAGUAUUGAAUCCAAUGCUGAUUCUUGCACAGAGAAAGGAAUGUACCUUUGGUGGCCAGACACUGAGGAAGAGGCCGUAUUUGUCCAAAAAGCAUUCCAGGGCGUGGACUUCCGUCAUGUUGGUUAUCAAUUUGCAUCUCAUGAACGAGGAAUGUUGCACGCCGACAAUUCUUUAGGGACAGGCAUAAUGCAUGUCACCAUGGAUUAUUCACAGACUGAGAGAUUUACAGCCGAUGAAUCUGCGUUUCUCAUGUCGUCGCAGAAAUGUGCAGCCAUCAAUAAAAGAAGCGUUAUCUACAUUAUGGAACCCUGUCAACCCACAGUCGGAUUGUGCAAGUCCAAACUAGGUGGUUUAUAUAUCCUUACUACUUAAUCAUAUGCAUAACCGAGGAAAUAUCUUUUCUUUUUGAUAGCGAUUGGAGGGGGCAACGAGUUUUUAGGUACUAAUGCUCAAGCUGAGUUCUAUUCGCCCCAUCUCAAAACAAAACCAUUGGAUCUCGUUGGCAACGGUCCAUACCAUCUCGGGCUUAUCUAUGAUCCUUACCAAGCCCAA